AUGGCUUGGCAUGCCUCGCCGUCGGCUUUAUGCCAUUGGGAAGCAUCGCCACCUGCUGGUCUUUCUACGGCCUCCAGCUUUCUCGGUCGCAAAGGAGACCUUGAUGUGGAACGCUUGCUUAUGCCCAAACUGCCUCCUCCGAUGAAAAAGCACCUCUUUACCAAAACCCCGAAGUUGCGGCAUCACAUAGCCAAGGAAGCCCAGCACCUUUUGGACCUGGCAAAGCUUUCAGGUCCUGAGUCUGUCCAGCAGAUGAAGAGUGCCAUUGAUCAAGGCCUGGAAGCACUGAACCAUGAGGCGGAUUUGCACCCACUGGAGUUCAAACAGUCUCUCCGAGAGCUGGAAAUGAUUGAGGCAAUGACCAAGGCUCAAUCCAUGCCUUGGUGGGCCUUCUGCGGGCCCGAGACUAGCAUGCUUCCACGCAAAGAUCUUGCAACCUUCCUGUGA
Durusdinium trenchii is the source of this 447-nucleotide messenger RNA. The record is from the annotation of a GenBank genome assembly. NCBI's taxonomy places the organism in Eukaryota, Dinophyceae, Suessiales, Symbiodiniaceae.